Ochotona princeps (American pika) is the source of this 939-nucleotide messenger RNA. Its product is annotated as taste receptor type 2 member 9. The transcript has a single exon. NCBI's taxonomy places the organism in Eukaryota, Metazoa, Chordata, Mammalia, Lagomorpha, Ochotonidae. Gene Ontology annotation, biological process: G protein-coupled receptor signaling pathway; detection of chemical stimulus involved in sensory perception of bitter taste; sensory perception of taste. The coding region runs from base 1 to 939 and encodes 312 amino acids. Gene Ontology annotation, cellular component: membrane. Gene Ontology annotation, molecular function: G protein-coupled receptor activity; bitter taste receptor activity. The record is from RefSeq and is a predicted model, not a curated record.
AUGCUGCGGACAACAGAGGCACUGUAUUUGAUUUUGAUGGCUGGUGAGUUGACUCUAGGGAUUUGGGGAAAUGGAUUCAUUGUGCUAGUGAACUGUGUUGACUGGCUUACAAAAAGAAGUAUCUCUUUGGUUGACAUCAUCCUGAUGAGCUUGGCAAUCUCCAGAAUUGGUUUGUUGUGUGCUGUAUCAAUAGAUGGUUUUAUUAUGGUGCUCUCUCCAGAGAUAUAUGGCAAUGUUGAGCUCACCCGCAUUUUGGAUGCUUUCUGGACAAUGGCCAAUAAUUUAAGUGUCUGGUCUACUUGUUGCCUCAGCAUCUUCUAUUUACUCAAGAUAGCCAAUAUAUCACACCCGUGUUUCCUCUGGAUGAAGCUAAGGACCAAUAGGAUGAUCCUUGGGAUUCUCUUGGGAUCUUCUCUCAUCUCAUUAAUUAUUUCUGUUUCGAUCAAUGAUGAUAUGUGGUGCAACUUGUUAAAGAUCACUCAUGAAGAAAACAUAACUUAUCCAUUCAAGGUGACAAAAAUCCCAAAUGCUCUCAAACAGAUUACCUCGAAUCUGGCAGUCACCAUCCCUUUUAUUCUUUGCCUGAUCUCCUUUUUCUUGCUACUUUCUUCACUGUUUAGACACAUCAAGCACAUGAAGCUCCACGCCACAGGGGCCAGGGACCCCGGCACAGAGACCCACAUGAGAGCUAUAAAGGCACUGAUCAUCUUUCUCUUCCUUCUGAUUUUAUAUUAUGCAUUCUUUCUUGGAAUAACAUCUAGCUUUCUGAUUCCUCACGGAAGAUUAGUGGUGAUGAUUGGUGGCAUAAUAGCUGUCAUUUUUCCAGCCAGCCAUUCUUUCAUCCUGAUCAUGGGAAACAGCAAGCUGAGGGAAGCUUUCCUGAAACUGUUAAAGUUUGUCAAGAGUUUCCAUAAAAGAGGGAAGCCUUUUGUUGCAUAG